Messenger RNA from Hipposideros armiger (great roundleaf bat), 330 nucleotides. It is a transcript of the gene TRPC5OS, whose product is annotated as TRPC5 opposite strand. The coding region runs from base 1 to 330 and encodes 109 amino acids. NCBI's taxonomy places the organism in Eukaryota, Metazoa, Chordata, Mammalia, Chiroptera, Hipposideridae. The transcript has a single exon. The record is from RefSeq and is a predicted model, not a curated record.
AUGGAGGCUGUGUCAACUCCUGUACUACUUGGUAAACUUGUUGAUUGUAUAGCCCAGUUAAUAAAAAUAGCUGAAGCGAUUACACAAAUGAUUUCACAUGAACAAGUUCCUUGUGUAGAGCAAAAUGAUAUGGCGGAACAGACAGAAGCAAAUCCUUCUUAUUCCGAGGAAGCCUUAGUACCAGACCUCCCUGACCUCUCAGACUUAGACUCAAUACUUACACCAAGAGAAGAUGAAGACCUAAUGUUUGAUAUUGAUCAAGCUAUGUUAGAUGCAGAAAACGUCUAUGAAGAUGCACACUCUGGUAUAAAUGACGACUUAAGUGGAUAA